This is a messenger RNA of Desarmillaria tabescens, 839 nucleotides long. RefSeq lists its product as uncharacterized. The record is from RefSeq and is a predicted model, not a curated record. The transcript has 3 exons. Bases 312 to 806 code for a protein of 164 amino acids. Lineage: Eukaryota; Fungi; Basidiomycota; Agaricomycetes; Agaricales; Physalacriaceae.
CUGUACUGCCUUGAUGUCCCGAUCCAAUUUAAACGACUUGUCCCCCAGAUCCAGCGGAUCUAUUUCUCUAUUUCUGCAGGUACCCUAUGCGAAGGAAUGUGAUUAUAUCAGUCUACCGUGGGUAUUCAUUACGAGAACUGACCGUUGCCACUGCUUUAUUGCUUCACUGGCUUCCUUUGUUAAGGACGCGUCUCUGGCAGUGUCCCGCUGGGUAGUUCUUUCCCCCCUUCUCAAUCUUGGUCAGUAGCAGUGCGAGCUAUCGCUUCCGUGCCAGCAGUCUUCGGUUUCAACGAGCAACUCGUCCAAGAAAUAUGAUUCCUACUUCGAACGUCACUGACCUAUCGCUCAAGUAUCCCGAUGACGAGUCAGAGAAGAAAGUCUAUCUUCAAGCGCGAGGCCCAAUAUCGGGCUCGCUGCAUACACCACGUCACGUCUGGAUUUUCUGGGACAACGGAGGCUCGUCCACAGCUGGCUCAAACAUAUUGAUUCACCAAAUCAUCCAGCUGGAGAGGUGGGGAGAUAGGUUCUACUACGUUGAGCCCAACAUCAAACAGCGUGUCAGGGACAAGGCCCAGGAAUCACAAACUUACGAGCUUGGCACGUUCACACGAGAUCAGAGGGAGAAAAUGCUGGAGUUGGCGGCUGAUAUACAGUUCAAUGAGCGGUCACUUCAUAACGGAUGCCGUGUAUGGACGAGAAAGCUUCUAGGCGCCAUGGUCAACGAAGGACUGCUUGACCGAAUGGAUUUCGUAGCAUUGAUAGACCUUAUUCCUCUACCUUAUGAGCAGCCUGAAUAUUUCUACUAGGCAUGUCUUAUGUGAACAUUUUCAUGGGCGAUA